Messenger RNA from Paramuricea clavata, 2117 nucleotides. NCBI's taxonomy places the organism in Eukaryota, Metazoa, Cnidaria, Anthozoa, Malacalcyonacea, Plexauridae. The record is from the annotation of a GenBank genome assembly.
AUGACUACAUCAACAGCGACAACAAGAGCAAAUUUGUUAUCUGUUCCUGAAACAUUUUCAGACGGUGAUUUUGGACUGUGGUUACGAAAGUUCGAGCUGUGUUCGACGGCAAAUGGUUGGAAAGAGGAUGAAAUGUUGAAGCGUUUACCGACGCUAUUAUCGGGCAAAGCGUUUGUAGUGUUCGAGCGGCUUGGAGACGACAAGAAGGAAGAUUUCAAAGUCCUUAUAGCAGCGAUAAAGGAAGCGUUCGGCGGCGAUGAAACAAGCAAACAUAUUGCUAUGAUGGAGUUUCGUCGACGUGCGCGCAAGCCUGGAGAGGACAUUCAAGUUUUCGCGUAUGGGUUGGAAACAUUGCUCAGCCGAGCGAUCCCUAAUAUCGGGAAUGACGAGAGAGAUACGCUUUUAAAACAACAAUUUAUUGAAGGAUCGUCUCCUGCGCUAAAACGGGAGCUAUUGCAAAGGCCGAGCCUGAAAUACGAGGAGACCGUCAAGAUUGCACAACAAUUAGAUUUGACACCCGAGCUGUCAAGUCCAAAUACUGAUCAUGAUGUGAACCUGACGAGAGUUCAGAGAGAGAACGUAUCUAGCAGCGAGUCAACAGUGGUGCGCCAGUUAAAGGAAAGCGUUGAGGUCCUCACCGAAAAGGUUAACCAACUUUCCGCAUCGGUAAAUAACAUCAGCGAAGUGGCAGCGAUACGAACGAAGAACCCCCGUCGUGGUAGAGCUUGUUAUAACUGCGGCGGAUUUAACCAUAUCGCGAACGAAUGUCGACAACCCAAGCGAAGAAAUGAUCGUAGAAGAAAUGACCCUGGGCAACGCCGGAACGAGAAUUACUGCUUUGUGUGUGGUGACCUCGGACAUUUUGCCCGUGAUUGUCAAUAUCGGUAUCAAGCCCCACAACAACGACACCAGGGAAACUACCAAGGGCUGACCCGCUAUUAGGCCUGGGGUCAGCCCGUGAAGACAACGCCAUUUCAAUAAACAGUGUCUCGCCGACUGCAGUUUUUAUUAAAGCUACAUUAGGUGGACACCUGCAACGUUGUCUCGUAGAUACGGGAGCAACUGUGUCACUGGUAAACAAGAAUAUUGUCCAAGGACACAUACGGGAAUGUAAAUUGAGGGCACGAGGAGUUGGUGGAGAGAACUUGCACGUGAUUGGCAUGACUGAUAUUCAUGUAAGAGUGAACGGUUUAAAUGUAGUCCACACUUUUGUGGUAGUAAAUAUGCAGAACCAGUGUAUCUUCGGCGCCGAUUUCUUGAAAGCGAACGGAAUGGUUGUUAACAUUGCACAGGAACUUUUGUCAUGGGACUCGGGGGAGACGCGACUGCUUAUUGAAGCAGCUGCGCCAACUAUCAACAAAUUAUCGGUUCUGCUGGAGAAAUAUGCAGACGUGUUUGUAAAUGGACCGGAUGAUCCUUUGGGACGGACUAAUGAUGCUGAACAUUCUAUUGACACUGAGGACAGUCGACCAGUCAAACAACGACCAUACAGAAUACCUGUCCAUUUAAACAAAGUGGUGAAUAAUCAAGUUGAUGAAAUGCUUGCUCGAGGUCUCAUUAGGCCAAGCGACAGCCCGUGGUCCUCUCCAAUUGUAAUGGCCCCCAAGAAGGACGGUGAUUAUCGUUUCUGUGUCGAUUUUCGGCGUUUAAACGCAGUUACCAGGAAGGAUGCGUUUCCAAUGCCGCGAGUAGACGAGAUCCUUGACAAACUCGGUGGAGCACGCUUCUUUAGCACGUUAGAUUUGGCUUCAGGCUACUGGCAGGUUCCUCUAAGAGAAGAAGAUAUUCCUAAAACCGCGUUCACAGUUGGCCCAAAUCAUUACGAGUUUACUGUUAUGCCCUUCGGCUUGACAAACGCCCCAGCCACCUUUCAGCGAAUGAUGACGAAACUUCUCCAUGGGAUGAGCGGCUGUCUGGUAUUUAUCGAUGACAUCAUUAUCUUUGCUGACACCUGGGAGGAACACCAGAAGAUUUUGGAAGAGGUUUUGCAUCGAAUCAAAGCAGUUGGCUUGAAGCUCAAGGGAACGAAAUGUCAGUUCGGACGUGAAUCGGUUCAGUUUUUGGGACAUAUUGUAUCCGCAAGGGGUAUCCAUCCAAACCCAGAGAAAGUCCAAGCC